This is a messenger RNA of Cyclocybe aegerita, 2079 nucleotides long. The record is from the annotation of a GenBank genome assembly. NCBI's taxonomy places the organism in Eukaryota, Fungi, Basidiomycota, Agaricomycetes, Agaricales, Hemipholiotaceae.
AUGUCAUCCCCUGCAGCACAUCCUCAGCCAACUGUACACAUCCUUGGAGGAAGUCACAGGUCCUCAAUAGAGGGCUCGACCAUUAACGUGAAUCCCACAUAUCAAACGGUGACUAGGUCUAGAGGGAUCGACAUCUUGACGAGAGCCGUCUCCCCCAAUGCCUUCCACAACUCAGACGACCGUCCCGAUCCUCCGAAAUGCCAUGAGAACACGAGGGUGGCGAUCAUCAAGAAGAUAAUGGACUGGGUGACGGCCAAGAUCGACACAGAGGCUUUCAUGCUCUGGCUCUACGGUCCCGCCGGCGCAGGAAAGUCUGCCAUCGCCCGUACAGUAGCAGAACUGUGCGAGGAACAGGGACUGCUCCUUGCCAGCUUUUUGUUCUUCCGCACAGAUGCACGACGAAACACGAUGAAGCCGCUGGUGGCCAACCUCGCGUAUCGAAUUUCCUGUGUUAUUCCAGCGGCUCGGGCACACAUCGAAGCCACUGUGGAGGCUGAUCCCCUUAUCCUCUCAUACUCACUUCAAGACCAGUUCGUCAGACUCCUCUUCGAGCCUCUUCGACUACUGUCAGAACGAGGCCACUUUUCCUCAGUUCCAUUACCUCCGUUGAUCAUCAUCGAUGGCCUCGAUGAGUGCCUAGAUGAAGGCUCACAGACCUCACUCAUUCGACUUCUCUUCUCUUUAACGUACCGUUACCAACUCCCUCUCAAGUUCCUGAUCACCAGUCGUCCAGAGGCAGACAUCAAACCUGCCUUUGCAGCAAUUUCGCCCGUUUCCCACCUUGAGCUCAACGAUGACUUCUUCCCUGACGACGAUAUCCGCCUCUUUCUUGAAGACAAAUUUCGAGAGAUCAGGUCCUCCCAUCCAUUCCGCUCGCGGAUCCCUUCCGACUGGCCCAAUGAAAUGAAUGUGGAUACUCUGGUCCAAAAGGCCUCUGGCCAGUUUAUACAUGCGUCGCUCGCUGCGCGCUUCGUUGACUCACCUCGCCAUUUACCCAAUCAGCGCCUCGAGAUCCUCCUCGACCUUCGUCCACCCACCAAUCGUGACCUUCCUUUUGCAGAACUUGACAACCUCUACACGUGGCUCCUUUCUCGCGUUGAAAAUCCGCCCCUGGUCUUGCAGAUCCUGGGGGUCAGCAUCGCUCUCAAAGGGGGAUCAAGUUCAGUCUCCAUCGGGAACGUAGAGUAUAUAUUAGACUUGGAGGAUGGGGACCUGAUUGUUGCCCUCACUGAUCUUGGCUCUAUUCUUCGAUGUCAUCUGAGAAAGCCCUUCGGCGGUGUACAAUUCCACCACCGUUCCUUUGAAGAUUUCCUUCUCAAUCCACAACGGUCAAAAGAACACUACGUUGAUGGUCGCAAAAGCCAUACGGCAAUUGCCCAAAGGGUCCUUCGGGCUUUCAGGCGAACUGGUACUGCAAUAAUUUUGGACCCCCGAGCUAACAGCACCCCAUUUCACAUUGACCUGAAGGGGCAUUUGGCAUCCUCAUAUGCCUCAGCAUCAUUUGAAUACGACCUCAAAGAGUUCUCCUUUGCAAUUUAUUCGCAUUCAGUUGCCAAUUCAAUAGGUGCAGACAAUACAGAAGUAAUGGUUAAGGGCUGGAUACAACCAUCAUUUGGAUUCCUGCAGUAUCUACAAGAAAGUAACAAACUUGAUCUCUAUCGCUGCCAGUCAGAGGACUUCAUAACUCACAUUAUUUCUUGGUUUGAAGGCCGUCCCUAUCCCGAAAAUUUUAAUCUUCUAAACGCUGUGUGGCAACCAAGACUGACGCGUCUCAUGUACUGCUGGACCCUCCAAAUCCUCGAUGGGGCUCUGCGCACAGGUGGGAAGUCAGACCAACUCACGAACGCCCUCUCAAAGCCAAUUGAACUCUGGCCGCUUUCUGUAUUCUUCCCGCGACGCGUAAGACGCCUCAAGAAAGACAUUGCGACCUACAUGGACAAGUUUGGCCCACGAGGCGAGAGCCCUGAGGAUAGCACGGCAGACUCGGAGGCUGGUUCACAAUGUGAAGAGGAUGAAGACUGUUUCGAGGAGCUCUCGGAUGAGGGGGAGGUGUAUUUCUCUUGUUCCGAAUAUUUGUAA